Molecule: messenger RNA, 2037 nt
Organism: Prorocentrum cordatum
Lineage: Eukaryota; Dinophyceae; Prorocentrales; Prorocentraceae
Source: the annotation of a GenBank genome assembly
AUGCACCGCAGAGCCGUGGCGCAGCAGAAGGAGCUCGGCGCGUUCCUGGAUGAGCCAGCAAGCGUGCGGCUGCUGAGCGCGCUGCGCUUGCGGGUGGACCGAGGCGGGCCUGGAGGCGCCGACGCGGCCGCGGAGGAGCUGAUGCGGGAGUACGACGCGCGCUGGCGGAGGCUGGCGGAGGGCAAGGCCUGCGAGCUGCGGAUGCACGAGCGCCAGGACGGGGGCCCCCGUGCAGACGCUGGCCCCGUCAUGAACGACUCGGGACGAAGGGCCAAGGACGGCAUGCUGGAGUGGGAGAGGGGCAACGUGGCCGAGGCCCACGCCUCGUGGUACCAGGCCGACGACGCGCUCCGGAGGUUCAAGGCCUUGGGCGGAGGCGUGGUUCCGCAGGGCCCUGGCGUGCGAGGGCAUCGGCAGGCUCGGGGACGCCGCGCUGGCCCUGCGGUGGCCCACCCGAUACUCGUUGCCACAGCGCCACAUCGUGCCGGUGCCGCGGCACAUCUGCAGGCACGAGUCCGUCCCGGUCGGUUCCCGGCCCGCCUGCGUGGCCUUCCGUGGCGCCAUGGGCGCAGGGCCCCUGUGGCUCGCGGUCCACGCCCAGCGCGGCGGCGCGCAGAGGGGGCGGGGGCUGGGCAGGACCCCGGAGGCGGAGGUGCAGCCAGAGCCGCCGCCCAACACUGGGAAGAGCAGCUCGCCCCUCUGGCUGCGGGCGGGCGUGCCGAGCAGGCCGGUCCCAGAGCUGCUGCUGCUGCAGCGGGACGCGAGGCUGUCGCGGCAGUCGGCUGCGGCACUGGAUCUUCCCACGGGCGCGCGGCCGCCCCAGUCGGCCGAGCCGAGGGGGGGCGGCCCGAGCGGCCCCCGCGCGGGAACGCGACUGCGCUGGAGGAGCCUUCCUUCAACAACACCGUGCUGGAGGGCUUUCUCGGGUUGACCGCUGUCGUCCUUGGGGGCUGCACGACGAUGCUCUUCUGGCAGAUGAGGGGUGGCUCCAAGCUGGCGAACUCGCAUUUCGGUCCCAAGCAGCAGGAGAGACAGGCCACCGUGGACAUGCGCGAGCCAGGGCUGCCGCCGCCCCCGCUCGAGAGCCGCCCCGCUCGGCCCCGCUCAGCGGAGCCGGGCCGCGGCCCAGCGGCUUCCGACGCGGACCUCGCUGGCGCCCGACCUGCCCGAGGGCCGUGCCGGCUACCGCUGAGGCCGCAGCAGGCCGUGGGAGGAGCCGCCCGCGCGGGGAGCGGCGGCAGGCUGCUGCUGCCCAGCGUGGCGUCCAGGACGGCUGCGGCCUCGCGGCGCGGCCGCUGCACUGGCGCGGCAGGCGAGCAGGCGCCGCCGCGCCGCUCCACGGAAGGCCGCCCCAGAAGGGUGCGCUCCCCAGGGCCCCGGCGGCCCCCGGCCGUGGGCCCGCGCGGCCGCGGCCGGGGCGGCGCCGGCGCCGCCGCAGUAGGGCGCGACGAGGUGGCGCCCGAGGCGGACCCGAGGGUGCUGUGCGAGGAGUCCGUUGUCCCCGACGGGUGGGAGAUCAUCUUUGAGCUGCCCGACGUCCUCACGGCGCAGCGCCAGGAGAUGACGUUCCACAUUUUCAGCGCUCAGGGGGAGACUAUCAGCGAGGUAGUUGUCGACGAGCACCGGCCAGCCGGUGAGUGUGGCAUGCGUGUGGCGCAGAUGGACGGAAGGCUGAUGGGCACGGUGCACACCGAUGCGGUUCACAGGCGGCGCGGAGGCAUGCCACACAUCUGCCGUCCGUGCGGGGCUGUCUUUGGCACCCUGUCGCGGGAGGACUCCGCGGGCGCGAGCCGCUACGCGCUUCGCGGGGAGGACUGCAGGCUGCUGUUCGUCUUCAAGGGCGACUUUCAGUGCAGGAGAGUCAGCGUGCUGAGGGCGGACGACGGGCAGAAGGUGUGUGUCGUCGAGCCAGCCCCGAGCUCGGACCUGCGGGAGCCCCGCUACCAGGCAAAGGUCUGCGAGGGCACCGACGCCAGCGUGGUGCUCUGCGGGCUGCUCGCCAUAGACAAGGUGCACGGAGGCCGAGAGUCUGAGUGA